Acanthosepion pharaonis is the source of this 477-nucleotide messenger RNA. NCBI's taxonomy places the organism in Eukaryota, Metazoa, Mollusca, Cephalopoda, Sepiida, Sepiidae. The record is from the annotation of a GenBank genome assembly.
AUGUCUAAUUUCACGUUCUGUCUUUCUUUUCCUGUCUUUCUUUCUCUCCUUCUUUCUUUCUUUCUUUCUGCUUUCUUUCUUUCUUUCUUUCUUUCGUUAAAUUUUUUUUUUUCCCCGCUUUCUUUGGAUGGAUAUGACGUUCUUCUUUUUUUUCGCUUUCUUUUUUUCUUUUUUUUUUAUUUUUUCUCUCGCAUAUCUUUCUUUCUUUCUUUCUUUCUUUCUUUAUUUUUCUUUUUUCUUUUUUUCCUUUUUUUCGUUCUUUCUCUUCAUUAUUCUUUUUUUUUCUUUUUUCCUCUUCUUUUUUCUUUCUUUCAAAUGUUUUUUCCCCGUGUUUUAUGUCGUAAUUUUUCAUUUCCUGUCUUUCUUUCUCUCCUUCUUUCUUUCUUUCUUUCUUUCUUUCUUUCUUUUUUCUUUCUUUCUUUCGUUAAUCUUUUUCUUUCUUUUUUCCCUUUCUUUCGUUUUGAUGUCGUAAUUUAA